Messenger RNA from Capronia coronata CBS 617.96, 6309 nucleotides. RefSeq lists its product as uncharacterized. NCBI's taxonomy places the organism in Eukaryota, Fungi, Ascomycota, Eurotiomycetes, Chaetothyriales, Herpotrichiellaceae. The transcript has 2 exons. The record is from RefSeq and is a predicted model, not a curated record. The coding region runs from base 1 to 6309 and encodes 2102 amino acids.
AUGUCUACCUACUCGACCAGUUCCAGGGACGCCUCCCGGGACCGUGCUGAGUCUCGAUUAGUGAAGCACCAACACUCUUUUUCGGAGUCUGGCAGAAGCUCCGUGCCCAUGUGGGACAGUUCAGAUCCCGAUAGAGCACCUCCACCACUACCGUUGAACCCCGGAGUAGGGAGCCCGAUUACGAGAUCUAACACCUCCAAACGCAUCGAUGAAGCUGCCGCUCUGAUCACAGCAAGAGCACGAGAGAAUGCGCCCAGCUCUUACACGACCAAUCCUCCCCCGCUUUCUCCUGACCGAAACAUCAUGCGACCACACAACAGGCGAACGCAAAACAUUCCAAGCCCUGGCGGCAUCCGGCUGAGCGAUUCUCUGGAAAGAAGAUCUCCCGAGAAAGGCCUACGCACCGCCAAAUUCGUGGACUUCGAAGACUUCCGUAGCAGCAGAUCCUCCGACCGCGGCCCAACACGACCGAGGUCAGAGACUCCAACGCCUGCAGACAGAAAUGUAUCGAGGUCUAAAGAGGUGGAGAACACACCGCCAGGCUCGAACAUGUUGGCUCUGCAGACAGUCAGAAAUAGACAGGACGCCAUGCCCCUUGGGGACAUCAGCAAUGGAGCAUCGCCGCCAACAUUCUCAUUUGAUGCCCUCUCUUCUCAGAUAUUGAGUCUCACCAACAUAGUCGCGAACGUCCAAAAAGAGAUGGCAAGUCUCAACAAGCGGAGCAAGGACAACUAUGGUGAUCUGAUGAGUUUGAAAGAAGCCACUACAUCAAGGGACGAGGAUAUCCGCAAGAGUCUAAGAGAAUUGGUCACAGGGCUUGAGAACAAGUUCAGCAAACUUGACUCCCGAAUGCUUCCCUCGCCGGAGGCUAGCAGAUCUACUCCAAACAUGGGGCUUUAUCUCGACGACAAGGCACAUAACGGUUCUCCACGACCAAAGAGCUUCGGGCUGCCACGCAUUGGUAGCCCGACAUCUUUUUCCAUGUCACUUGAACGAGAGUUGACUGCUUCACCCUCUCUUGCUUGCGUGGAUGGAGCAGCAAGUAUCGCUCUUCUAGAAAAGGUUCUCAGGGAGAUGGCUACUCGUGAAGGCCAGGACAGAAUCAUGAGCACUCUUGAGGCAGUCAAAACACAGGCUCUCUCACGUUCACAAUCUGGGCCCGCUACUCCGGUUGCGAUAGACCCUGCGAUGAUGUCAAAACUGGAGGAUAUCUUAAUCUUGAUGAAGGAGAUGAAACAAGAGUCAGGAUCGAAAGCUUUGGUGCGGUCACCGGCCACUGACAACGGGAAAGGACCUUCGAACUUGGAGCUCUAUCUCGACGGAGAUCCUCGAACAGGAGGUCUCGCCAAAUCGAGCCCAGAGACGACGAAUGACGAGUUAACGAAGAUGUUGAAGAGUGUCAAGCAGUCCCUUGCCCAGGGAGGCGGCCUUACCAACGAGGUCAAAGUUCUUGUCCGGGAGUUGAGAGGUGAAGUCCUUGGAAUGGGUCGCGAGCUUGGAAGGAAAUUGGAACAUACUCUGAAUGCGCACAAAGGAAGCAGUGGUGAGGCUCAAGGUGUGAAAUCAGAUGAGAUUGCCGCCAUAGUCCAGCAAGGCCUUGUGGAACUCAAAGAGCACAUGCAUCACAUUUUGCAAGAGAGCAGGCGCCGUUCGUUGGAGAAACCCCAGUCACAAGUCGACACUCAGGAGGUGAUUCACGCCGUGCAGGGAAUACUAUCUGGAUGGCCUCGCCCUCAUGAAGAAGGAACUCGGAAUCCAAUUGCGGAACGACAAGAGUUGCUUGCGGCAAUUAGAGAAGCAUGGGAGGACUGCAAGCCAGAAAUCGCUCUGGAGCAUUUUGGACUUGAGCGAGACGAAAUAUUGGAAACGCUCAAAGAGGGCCUCAAAGCAUAUCAACCUCAGGAACCUAUCGCCAGGGACAUGGGCGCCAGCUACCAGGAUGUACUCGAAGCUGUUCGAAAAGGGUUGGCGGAGUUCAAACUACCUGACCUUCACAUUCCUGCAGCAGUCUCAAGAGAAGACAUGGUGAUCGCUGUCCGCGAGUGUCUGGAAACCUUCCAGUGGCCUAGCGUCCCCAACGCGAUGGGCAGCGGCAGCGAUCUAACUCGAGAAGACGUCCGUGAAGCUAUUCGAGACGGGCUAGCACAACAAGAGAAAAUGACCCAGGAAGGCUUCGCAGAAAUUGUGCGGGAGGGUUUGUCAAAUCAAGAACCGAUCUCGAAGGAGAUUGAGUUCAACCGUGAAGACCUCUUCGAUGCAAUCAGGGCUUGCCUCGAAGGCGACCAGAAUCCACUUGGAGGCAUGGGUGAACGCGUCAUUGAGGCCAUGCAUGAAUUUCUCGGCAGUAUGAAGACAGAGUUUCAACAAUACUCUGCCGCCAGUGGGAAGGACACCGAACAGGUGCUCGACGCUCUUAAGGACGGUCUUGAGGAUCUCAGAGCCGAGAUCGAGAGCUACGUUGACCGCGCCUCGGAUGUCACUGGCAAGGAUGAGAUUAUUGACACUGUCAAAGCUGGCUUUGCUGCCAUGCAAGCAGACAUCGACAAGGGCCUUUCAGGUCGCAGCCAGGGAGCUCCCAACACGCCUGAACUUUUGGAUGCUAUGGAGAAGGAGUUUGAGCAUCUUCGGGAGACCAUCAGUAAGAGCAUGGCGAGAGGCGAUCUUGUCUCUGAGAAGGACGAAAUCUUGGACGCCAUUCGGGAUUUAUCCGAUGACAGACAUUCCAGUCUCAGCAGCAACAGCGAAGACAUUGUUCGUCUAGUCAAGGAAGAGCUGGAACACAUGCGGACGACUCUGGCCAGUACCCUAAUCAAGAGCGGUUCGUCACUGGAUCGUGACGAGGUGCUCGAGGUGAUCCGUGAAGGCCUUGGUUCGACUCGAUCAGUACCCAAAGGGGAUGGCAACGAAAGCAUUCUUUCGAACACCAGUGAACUGCUGGACGCUUUCCAGGACGGUGUCGACGGCAUCAGAGCCGACAUUCAAAAAUUGACUGAUCGCCCGGUUGACCUCAGCACAAGCUAUGAAAUACUUGACGCGCUGAAAACAGGAAUUGAGGAAGUCCGCACAGAUAUCGGCCGGCUGUAUGAGAAGCAGAAUGAGGAUUCCGAAACAGGCACAGCCGGAGGUCAAGAGAUGGUCGUUCAUGAUCAAACCCGCAUCUCUACUGAGAUAGAGGGAUUGAAAGUGAUGAUCACUCAGUUGAGAAUCAAAGUCGAAGCAUUAGACGGUAUGACACCGCCGCCGGCGCCAACAGAAACACGCAUACACAAAGAUGAUAUGAACGAGAUCUACGAUGCAAUCCAUCAAGUGGAAGAGUCGGUCCACCGGUCCAAGCAAGAGGAGAAUCACCUGCACAAAGACGACCUCGAUGGGUUAUACACUGCUAUCAACCAAGUUAACGCCGCGGUCGACCAGAUCCGGGAGGCGCCUCCACCAGAAGCGACGAUGCCAGAAAACGCAGCCUCGAAAGAAGACACCGACGCCAUUGAGACCUUGCUCCGAAAUGUGAAAGCCAAGCUUGAUGAAGUUCUCUCUGAAAACUCCGAGCCUCUUGCCAGAUCGAGCCAGAUUGAUGCCCUUGAAUUGACCCUGAAAGAUAUCAGAAUGGCAGUGGAAGACACCGGGUCACGGGCCAGCGACGACGCUACCAGAGAAGAUUUCACUCUGAUAGAGUUGAUGCUGAAGGAUGUCCAGAGUAAUGUUAAAGAGGUAAAAUUGAAGAUUGACGGCAUCCAGUCAACGGAUAGCACCAUGGAUCGGACUGAACUUCAAGUCGUGGAGACAUUGUGUAUGGACAUCAAAAGCCAGAUUGAUAGCAUCAAGAUUCCAGAAGUCGACAUGCUCUCAAGCAAGGAGGACCUGGCGGAUCUGAAGAAUGACCUGAAAGCUUUCCGAGAGCAGCUCGAGGCAGACAAUGGUCUCACUGCCCAGGCUUUUGAAGCCCGAAAGAUCGAACAUGGCGGGCUUGCGACGAAGAUCGACGAUGUCAAAAAUGUUAUUGGCGACCUACGAGAAGAGCUCGUUGGCAAGGUAGAGGGCAGUGCAGACGGCAUUGUGGAGCUGAACAAAGUACUAGGAAUGCAUCACGAUGAUAUGGGCAAGUAUGCAACAGCUUCGAGCAUUGAAGAGAUAUCAGAGAUGAUCAAGAGUGAGCUUGAACGGCACCUUGAGCAUCAUGCAAUCUCCAAAACAGAGAUGGAGGAGCGAGAUGCGACUCUGUUUACGAAACAUGAUGAGACAAGUGCUGAGAUCAAGGCGACCAUCGAGGAGAAAUUCAGCGAGCUGAUGUCCAAGUACGACGACGCACAACUCGCAAGCGACGUCAAGUUGACUGCACUUGAAGAUCGGGACAGUGCUCACCUUGAAGCCACCAGUGGCACCAAAGCUGUUGUAGAGGAUCUGAAGCUACUCGUGGACACGCUUGGGUCAACCGUUACCGAAACAUGUGAGCGCGUCUCCGAGGAUUCCAAGACCGUUUUCAGCUCGAUCGAAGAGUCCAAUUCCAAACUCGACGGCCUCCGUACUGCGAGUGCAUACGAACACGGAGUGACCCGGGAGGAAAUCGCCAAAGCAUUUGCUACAGUGACAAGGCUUGAAGAUUCGGUGACCGAACACCAGCCAGCCGUUCUGGCAGCAAUUCGUGAGGUACUAGGAGUUGUCAGCCAGCACUAUGAGCAUUCCCAGCAACAGACCGAGAACUUCGCGCAAGCCACGGAAGAGAUCAAAUCGGUGGUCGACUCGAUACCCGCAGCGAUUCCGCCCUUGCUCCCAGCCCUUCCCUCCACCCCUUCUAGCCCUGUCGUUGUCCAGGAGACGUCAGUUCCGAAAGAAUACGACGACAGUGAAGUCCAAAACAAGUUGGACAACCUCCUCUCUCACGCAGCUGAAGCCAAAGAGAUUUUCGCGGGCAUUGCAGACCAUCACAAAGACACACAGUCCUCCUUGGCCAAUAUGUCGAAGCUUGACGAGAUCCAUCAGCAAGUGAUGUCGGCAGCAGCGGAUAUUGCAAGCAUGGUGACCACGCAAGCAAGACUCGUGACAGAGCACCAUGAAACCAAGGCUGCCGAAGCCAGGGAAGCAGCCAUCGCACUGGAGAAACGGACCGCCCAAAAGGAGAAGGUUGAAUUAGAUAUUGUGGCCCUCAACCAAGAGAAGAAUGCCUUGAUAGACUCGAUGGCAAUGUUGAAGCGGGAGCAAGAGGAGCUCAGCGGACAAACCAAGAGACUGACGCGAGACGUGGCAAAGCUAGAAACGGCAUUGCAAAUUCGGCAAGAGGAGAUGCGCGAAAUGAAUGCUAGAGCCGAGGUUCUGGAACGCCGGAUCCUCGAGGGCCUUGUCAACCAAGCACGGGUGGUGAAGGCAUCGUCGAAGCCAACCGGCAGAGCCAGGGUAUCCCCGGCGGAGAGAGAUGCAUCCAUGAGCCUCAAGAGAGUACCGAGCGCGGCCAGCACGGUGACAGUCAGAACUUCUAUCAAGGGUGGGAACUCGACCAUUGGCGGCGCUGUGGGGAUGGCGUUGAAGAAGAGAACACCGUUCGGACCCAACGUCAAGACUUCAGCCACAAGAACAUCAACUGUUGACCGCCGGAUUCUCAGCACAAGCCAUGUCACCGGCAAUCGAGGUCGAAACACUCCUGAGAUGGCAAUGAUGCUCGCCCCUGUGCCUAAGUCAACAGGGCUAGUUAGCCUGAAGCGAAGUCACUCGGUCAAAAGCAACCCCAGCAGCUACCUGAACGGGCGAAAAGCAAGCUGGAACGGGGUUUCGUCUGACCUAACGGACAAGGAGAACUUCAGCGUGCAUGCGGAAGACAGUGAUAACGAUGGUGAGAGUGACGCAGGCACAGAGAGGAGAACAAGCUUCGAUACCAGCGUCAUGUACAGUGAUAGCCUGACUUACGGGACCGGCAGCUCGCUGAGCGGACACAGCGGACGUUCGACAAGCUGUGCCAGCAGCAUUGUCGGGACAGUAAAUGGCCAGACUGAGAGUAUCGCAGAGGAAGAUGAGGAUGAGAACACGGAGGAUACGCAGACAGCCAUGGUUCUGCACGACAUACCCAACGACGCUGGCCAGGUGAAUGCCGGUCAGGACAAUUCGAUGGCUCUGACAACGCUUGCCGGGUUGGAGACUCCAGACGCCCAAGCAGACGGGCUCUCUGACCUUCAGCCUCCACCUCGCAUCACGGAAGAAGGGCUCAAGUACCAUGGGAGCGAUAGCGGCCUCGGAAGCGAGCCAUUGACAGCGGGCUCUCGAGGGAGUGCCGGGGAGGCGCAGGAAUAUUUCCACAUGACUGCGCAGGAUAUGGGCACAUGA